This is a messenger RNA of Cyprinodon variegatus (sheepshead minnow), 3893 nucleotides long. Its product is annotated as integrin alpha-5-like. The record is from RefSeq and is a predicted model, not a curated record. The coding region runs from base 128 to 3292 and encodes 1054 amino acids. The transcript is spliced from 30 exons. Gene Ontology annotation, molecular function: integrin binding. Lineage: Eukaryota; Metazoa; Chordata; Actinopteri; Cyprinodontiformes; Cyprinodontidae. Gene Ontology annotation, biological process: integrin-mediated signaling pathway; cell adhesion mediated by integrin; angiogenesis. Gene Ontology annotation, cellular component: integrin complex; external side of plasma membrane.
GGUUUUGUGUUUUUUUUCUCUAAGGAUUUGGGUUUAGGACCGCACAGUGGCCGGGUUAAGGACCAGGACGGAUGAUGCGUAUUGCGCCGCGCCUCUUCCAUGAAAGAGUCGUCUCUCCGCAGCAGAGAUGGGCGCCCUUCCUGGACUCUCACCUUCCUACGGGCCCCGGGGGGACCUCUGCCGCCGCGCCGCGCUGCUCCUACCUGUAGUGGCGACUGCGCUCCAGCUUUGCGCCGCUUUUAACCUGGACGCGGAGGGACGCGCAGUUUUCACGGGACCGCAGGGGAGUUAUUUCGGAUAUUCUGUGGAAUUCUUCGGUAACUCAUCCAGUAUCAGUAUCCUGAUUGGAGCUCCUAAAGCCAACACCAGCCAGCUGAACAUUACAGAAGGAGGAGCGGUGUACCAGUGCUCCUGGAGCCAGAAUAACUGCCGCGCAGUCAGCUUUGACCAGCAAGGUGACCGAUAUUUCUACAUAAAUGAUGUGAACACUCAAGUUGAGUUCAAGUCCCAUCAGUGGUUUGGAGCUGUUGUGCGUUCCCAUGGUAGCAGCAUCCUGGCUUGUGCUCCCAGGUAUUACUGGAGGACAGAACAUGAAACACCUUUUUCUGACAUUACAGGAACCUGCUACCUCUCUGUUGAUGGUCUCAGAACCUUUGUGGAGUACGCCCCAUGCAGAACAGAAAGACAUGGCCCUGCUGGACAGGGCUAUUGUCAGGGUGGAUUCAGCGCUGAUUUUACCAAGGAUGGACGGGUUGUUCUUGGAGGGCCUGGUAGCUUUUACUGGCAAGGUCAGCUGAUCUCAGCUACCACAGAGGAGAUUGUUAAGGCGUAUUAUCCCUCCUACUUCCUGCUGUCGGUCGCCGGGCAGAUUCAGACCCAGCAGGUCCAGGGGAGCUAUGAUGACAGUUAUCUUGGUUAUUCUGUGACCAGUGGCGAGUUCAGUGGUGACGAAGAGGAAGAUUUCAUCACAGGAGUUCCUAAAGGACUAAUGCUGCAUGGUUUAGUUUCCAUUUUAAGUGGAAAGGAUCUAAAAUCUGUACUGAACCUGACCGGGGAUCAGAUGGGGUCCUACUAUGGCUACGCGGUGGCGGCCACUGACAUCAACAACGACGGUUUUGAUGACCUCGUUGUUGGUGCUCCAACAUUCAUGCGCCCCGGGCUCAACGGGCGCCUGGAGGAGCUGGGGAAGGUGUACGUUUACCUCCAGAGGGGCCCGCUGCAUCUGGAGCCAGCUCAAACCCAUCUCCUGGGCUCCGAGGUGUUUGGUCGUUUUGGCACCUCUCUGGCUCCUCUGGGUGAUCUCAACCAGGAUGGCUUCAAUGACCUGGCUAUCGGCUGUCCCUAUGGAGGGGAGAACCAGCAGGGCUUGGUUUUCAUCCAUAAUGGUCACGCUGGAGGCCUGAUGGACGUGCCUACUCAGGUUCUGUCCGGCCAAUGGGCUUCAGGCUCAUUCCCUGCUGGUUUUGGCUUUAGCCUGCGAGGCAACAGGGAUGUUGAUCAGAACGGAUACCCAGAUCUGAUUGUUGGUGCGUUUGGUUUGGAUAAGGCUGUGCUUUACAGGGCGCGGCCAAUCGUGAGAGCCAGCGCCUCUCUAUCAGUGGAACCAACCAUGUUCAACCCGGAGGAGAAGAGCUGUUCGCUGAUCACAGACGACAGAAACGUCUCCGUUUCCUGUGUCAGCACCAGGUUCUGCCUGGAGGCUGAUGGGAAGCACCUCCCCUCUCUUUUAGGCUUCCAGGUGGAGGUGCAGCUAGACGGCAAAAAGCGGAACCAGAAGGAGUCUGUCAGGAGGACGUUGUUCCUGGAGAGCCAGCAGCCCACCCUGCUGAAGACCUUAAGGCUCACAAACGGCGAAAUGUUCUGCCAUGAAGCCAAGAUCUACCUGCGGGCCGAGGAGGAGUUUCGGGAUAAACUCUCUCCCAUUGACAUCAGCCUGAACUUCAGUCUGGAUCCUCUGGCACCAGAUCAACACGGCCUCAGUCCCAUCCUGAAUUACCAGACAGAGCAGCGCGUAGAGCAGAAGGCCCAGAUCCAGCUGGACUGCGGGGAGGACAACAUUUGUGUCCCUGACCUUAAACUGGCUGUUAUUAGUGAUAAAACAGAAGUCUACCUGGGAGAUGAAAACACCUUGAGCUUGAUCUUCAAUGCCAGGAAUGAGGGAGAGGGCGGGGCUUAUGAGGCGGAGCUCUACGUGGUCCUGCCCCCAGAAGCCGACUACAGCGGUAUUGCGCGAAACAAUGGGAGUCUUUCUCAGCUAACAUGCAGCUACGAAGCCCAUAACCAGACCCGAUAUCUUUUGUGCGAUCUGGGAAACCCCAUGAAGUCUGGCACCAGUCUAUGGGCCGGCCUUCGAUUCACUGUGCCGAGACUCACAGAUGAGAAUAACGUUGUCCAGUUCCAGCUCCAAAUACGAAGUAAAAACUUCAAUAACUCAGAGAGUAACGAGGUGCUGCUGGAGGUGCAGGUUGCUGCCAAGGCUGCUGUGAUCCUGCAGGGGGUUUCUCGGCCGGACAAAAUCAUCUUCCCUCCUCCCAACUGGACGGCUCAUCCGAUUCUAGGGGUGGAGCAGGACGUUGGCCCCGAGCUUCAGCAGGUUUACGAGUUGGUGAAUAAUGGCCCCAGUGUGGUUAGUCAGACAACGUUAGAGGUGAGAUGUCCCCUGAGGGCCCGUGGCCACGCUCUGCUCUACCCUGUGGAGGUGAUCUCUGUGGGCCCACUCAGCUGCUCCUCAAAAACAACCUUUAAUGCACUGAAACUCAAGCUUCAGGCUCCAGCAUCUCAAGGUCCUGCUGCCCUAAACUCCACCGCUGAGCAUCAGGUCUGGAGGAGGGAGGUGAUCAGGGAGCCUCUGGCUGAUCAAGGAAACCUGACGUGCAGCUCAGUGGAAUGCUGGAUGCUCCGCUGUGAUGUUGACCGGCUGGAGAAAGGAAGCAGCGUCAUCCUGACUGUACGCUCCAGACUCUGGGCUGAAACCUUCAUGGAGCGCCCGUACAAGCAGCACGUUCUGGAAUGUUCUGUUCACUAUGAAGUCAAAAAGAUGCCGUAUUCCAUACUUCCCAAAUCAAAGCCAUCCGGAUCAAACAAGGUGGUGGCGUCUGUGAUAUGGAGUAGGCCGGACAACCAGUUCUCCAUUCCAGUGUGGAUCAUCAUCCUGGCUGUUUUAGUUGGCCUGAUGCUGCUGGCAGUGCUGAUAUAUCUGCUGUACAAGAUGGGCUUUUUUAAAAGGUCGGAUCCGUACGGAACAACCAUGGAGAAGGCCCACCUCAAACCCCAGGCUUCCUCUGAAGCUUAGAUCCAACAAGGAGUUUCUCCUGCUUCGGCUGUUCUACAGGAAUGGAAAAAUCAGCUUCUUUCAGAACAACAGAUGAAACUCUCUGAUCUUAAGCUAAGCCCCCCCCCCACAACUUGUGCAGGGUUACGUAUAGGUACUGGAUCACUGGAAUAAUGAUUAUCUGGUGCUGCACUAUAAUUAAAUAAGCAGAGGAUGUGGCUGGGGCCAUGCAGACGGAGGAGUAAUGCUGUUUUGGACAGCAAAAAAUACACCUCCCACAGACGCACCAAAGCUCAGGCUCCACUUCAUUCCCCACACAUUGACUUAUUUGCCAAGAUAACCCCCCCGAUAUUUUUGACAACCAGUUGAAACGUCCAGCCUUUUGUUGAUCUAAAAACCUCUUGUUAUUUAUGGCAGUGUUUUUUUCUAUUGCUGAAUGUUAUUCUGUACUGUCUACAGGAAAGACCUGAUCAAACUGCAAUGUCCGACUUGAAUCAUUCUCCCAUAUUGGGAGGAUUUAUGUGUUUGAUGCCAUGUAUGCACUGUGUUGACCUAAUUGGAAUUGGUGUCAUGGCUCUGAAUAAAGCUGAAUUUAGUGUAAUCACCCUAAAACGGCUCUGUG